UAUCUGUACGUACAUAUACCUAUGUAUGUAUACAUGUAUAUAUGUACACCGAACUACGCGAGUAAAUAUAUUAUGUGCGUGUGUAUACGUAUAUAAAUAUUUUUACGCGACGCAAACAAAUACGCAGACAUAUACAUGUAUACAUAUAUAUAGUGCAUAUAGUGCAUAUAUAUAUAUAUAUAUAUAUAUAUAUAUAUGUUUAUAUGUAUGUAUAUGUAUAUAUGUAUGCGUAAAGUUUAAUAAACGAGUACAUUAAUAAUAAUAAUUAUUAAACAUACAAGAACAUACGAUAAUAUCAACGUGUAUGUGUAUAUGCAUGUCAACUUGGCAGAUGAGAAGGUAGAGAAGAAAAAUAAAAAAUUACCGUACACGGAUUGCAAUUUUCAAUGUUGAUAAAAAUAAAAAUGAACAACGAACAAGGAAGCGGAUAAAAACAAAAAUUAAUGCAAGAAACAAGCUCUUCUUUUCUCACUUUCGUUCUGUAAUACUUCAAGCACGGUAGUUGUACUGCGGGGAAAAGUAUGCGAAUAUAUAAAACGACUUGAUAAAAGGAAGGAAAGAAAGAUAAUAAAAUAAAAACUCCCGAGGGAGAGAUUGAACCGACGUUGAUAAAAAAAAAACCAAAAAAAAAAAAAAACUACAAACAAUCGUAUUCGUUGCACAAGUUUUAUAAGUGACGUUGUUAAAACACACGUACAUCAUAUAUACAACAGAGUAAUCGGGGAAGAACGAGGGAGAGAAAGAGAGAGAGUGAUCAGUCGUCGAUGUAGGUAGUUCAUACCUGGAAAAAGUUAUAACAAGUAAAAAAAGAGAAACAACAAAACAAAAAUUUGAAAAUAAAAAAAAGAAACAAAAAAACACGAAACCAAAUGAAAUUGUUAAGAAAAGACCCGAAGAAAUUCCGCUGAAAAGAAGAUGUAACAUAUUAAAACGACGUUGAAAUGAAAGUUUGCGUAAAAUAAAGAAAGAAAAAGAAAAAAAGGAAAAAAUUGAGGUGUCGGUAGUUUUGUUUGUUUGUUUGUUUUAUUUAUUUAUUUAUUUUUUUUUUUUUUUUGCCAUCCCGUGGGGCGGAAACCGGAAUCAUUUCUUAUAUACUCUGGUAGGGGGUGCAAGGCGUUAUAUACUUCGGGGGUUGCGUGCGCGUCGGGGGUUUUGAAGUACUCUAUCAGUUCUUACCGUUCGUUCGGGUUCUGUUAGAUACGGGACAGUGUUUUUUACCUCCUGAGUAUUGAAGUGAAUUGCAUACGAAUACAUACGUCUGACGAAUAUGUUUAUACGUACAUACAUACACGUGUAUAAAACGUAAGCGAUUAGUUUGUUACAUCGAAAUUUAGUGAGUUGAAAUAUUUGCGUAGAUUCUGUGACGGGCGGAAAAAUCAUCCGGACAAGUGUAAUUCGUAAAUAAUAAAACAUGUUCGUGAUCAGUUUCUUCAAGAUGAUUGAUUAAAAGUUCCUCCUACAAGCAGCGCUGGAAUCUCGAGAUCGAUCUACAUUUUUGGCUGACAAACAGUAUGUGCUACGUUGGAAAUUAUUAUCAAGCCAGUCUAGAGUCGAGGUUGGAAGAAGAUAAUAUAAAGUACAGGAAGGAUAAUACGAAAGGGGGAUAUUAGAGAGGAGAAACAUAGUACUAGCACGUUGAGAGAAUCGAGGAAAAUUCUCUAUCCAUCCAUCCAUCUAUCCAUCUAUCCAUACAUCUCUCGGUAUUCGUGGAGCCGAUGCUAGAUGAACCAGUACGCGAGAAGAUAGGACAUUAAACGUGCGCAGGAAGACGGAGGGAAAGAAGCACAGCGAACGUUAUUCUUAGAGCGUCGUUUUACCAUCAUCCCCACCGGAAGCCCGAAAAAUCUCCUCAAAAACUCCCACUACCACAUUUCCGUCGGGUAGUGUCUCUCUCUCCUUCGCGGACGCUUUCCCCACCUUGUCAGAUUCCCUCUCGCACCAGUCUCAGUUUUCCCCCUCCUUACUUCCUAUAUUCCCCCAGACGUUCGACGACGCCGUUGCACCGAGUUCCAUCCCCACCGCUUUACGGAGGACAAGGUAUACGUCACGCGUGACGUCACGAGAGCAUACACACCGGGACACCACCAAGCUCUCAUCCCCACCACGGGAGGCAGCCGUGCGGCAGUAGCGGGAGAAGAACACCCCCAGGAGCAGCGGUUAUAUACCCGGUGCAUUUCCCCUCACCCAACGCAUACACAUCCGAGGGGAUAUCACACGUUCCCGACGAAGGUCUUCGCGCGCUCUAUCCAACGUUCGUCGUCUUGGUUGUGGUGGUGGUGUCGCGGCGGUCGUAGGUUCGCUGUUCGGAGGUACAAAACGCGAACGGGAAACACACACACAUCCUAAGAUGUGAUUUCAAAAAUGGCGGAUUGCUCCUAUGCCCGUUGCAUACAGGAACGGCGACACAUUCGACGUGAGCUACUGCGAUGGACGAAGAAUAUGGUUUACGUAGUUGUUGUGGUGGUGUCGCAGGUCUAGAAAGGGUAGCGGAAGAAUUGAUGGGCCGUAGGAGAUGGAAGCUUUACCAAGAUACAAUAUACAGCAGCAGUCGCAGUGCAUCGAUAACGCAACCGCAUCACAUUUACCCGCCAUCCCUCUGCCAGGAUCCCCCAGGAAGUCAAAACCACCACCAACCAGUGUCGGCGGCUGCGACGGUACAGCUGAGGGUGAAACAAGAGCCGAAUACACAAAACCGCGAUCAUUCAGCCGACGAGGAACAGGAACUGGACAAAAGGGUCGUAGAAGACGCGCGGCUCAGCUCCGAAAGCAUAAAGCUCGAAACAGCGGAUCGGGACCAGGACCUGGAGGAGGACGAAGACGACAAGAUUGGCGAGGGCGCGACAAGAGAGGCGAGCCCUCUUCGCACUCUCAACUCAAAUCUCCCUCGGGAACCGAACCAAUCCAACAUUAUCGACACGGAAGGGGCCAAGGAACAAGAGGCAGAUCUCGCGUUGGAGCGGGUUCAGGGGAUUCAAGGACUGCUGAGGGUGAAGAAGGAGGAAGAGCUCCAGGAACCGCCGAGUUCCGUUGGGCUCGUAUCCUGCCUCGAGGAGGGGGUCCGGCCAGUGGCUCCUCUCGGCAAAGAAACGGAGGAACGGCCCAGAUUCUCCGUAGAGAACACACCAACCUCGCUGCCUUAUCUCGGCAUCGGCGUAACGAACAGACGUUCGAGUCCUCAACCUGUGGAUUGGAAGCCAUUGGACAAGUGCUACCUCUGCCUCGAUGGCAAGCUGCCGCACGACGAACAACCGCCCCUCCAGAUUAACUCGCCUGACAUAAAUUCGCGAAACUUUGUAACGCAGAGUCCGCAAAGUGAGACCAGCAGCAGUUCCCGGUCAGCAGAAUCCCCGAUGUCGGUCCAGGUCGACCCGGCGAUGGCUGCGACUUUGGCGACGGUUGCGGCCCUCGGUGGUGCGGCUGGUGGUGCUGCCGGGUAUCCGACUCUCCUUCCUCACUGGUGUUUGCCCCCGAGGGAGGCGCCCCGGGUCGGGGUACCAGCUCACCAGGAGAGCGCCUCCGUCGUCGACCAGCCACUCGACCUCUCAGCAAAACCCAGAAACUCUCAGGAUAACAACAUAUCUCUGUUGGAGCAACAAAAAAUACCUCUCAGAAUGCCGACGGGAAUCGACCCAAAGAGCAUUUUCAACAGCUCGUGUUACCGGGCAAAGCCACGUAUGACGGGACCUGGAGGCGUCGCCGGUGUUCACGGGGUCGUAGGUGCCGGAGGUGGUCGCAGGACUUACACCGAGGAGGAACUCCAGGCGGCGCUGCGUGACAUCCAAAGCGGAAAGCUCGGGACGCGGAGGGCCGCGGUAAUAUACGGGAUACCCCGUAGCACCCUAAGAAACAAGGUCUACAAGCUAGCGAUGGAGAGGGAGCGGGAAUCGUCCCUGAUAUCGCUAUCCCACCCCCAUCAUCACAACGAGACCAGUGUUGUGCCUUCUACACCCAAUGCGUCUCCCGCCAUCGUCUCCGCAUCCGUCUCCACGUCCGUCUGCCUGACUGCCACUCCGUCACCACAAGCGGACGAGGGCGAUGAGAAAGAGCUUUCGGGAGCGGAGGAGGAAAAGGAAGUCGAAAAGGCUCUUCUGAAGCCGCUACUAUCCUUGGAGGAUCUCGUGAGGUUUUCGGGCCUCGAAGGCGGUGGCGGACAUUCUCUUAGGGCGUUGCUUCAACAAGGACCUGAAACGGGAGCCGAAUGGCCGGGUUUCGACCAGCAGACUUUCGCUCCGUACAUCCAGAGGAUGCUGGCGGCCGCAAGACCGUUCAAAGGUAUGGAAACACCCGACUAUCGUAUCCCAGAGGUGAUGAGGCGGUUGAUGAGCGAGGACAAGCGAUUGAGCAAGGACAUGAACGGUGAACAGCAGCAGCACCAUCACCAUCAUCAUCAGCAACAGCAUCACCACCACCAGCAGCAGCAACAGCAGCAGCAGCAACAACAGCACCAUCACCAGCAUCAGCAGCACAUGCGAGAGCCGAUAACGAACGACGACUUUAAUCCGAGCAUAGAGGAGGAGGCAAGCGACAGUGCUCAGGGUAGAGCGAUCCUGAAAAUUCCGUCCUACAAGCCGGCGAACACGCCGGGGUCAAGUAAAAACGGUGAACCGUCGACGGUCGGUUUUCCUCAGAGUUUUGCCGGCGGUUCGGCGAUGAGUGCGGCGGGUAGUCCGAACCUCUUGGAGCGUUUGAGCCCGGCGUUCUCCGGGACGAGCAGCCCGACGAACUCGCUGGCCGGGAAAGGGGUCGGGGUCAACUUCCGGGACGUGAUAGCCAAGAGCAUAAGCGUCAAGUUCCAGGAGGGCAUGCCGCCCGGCGGUGGGGCCCCGCAGUCCCAACUCUCCGAGUCGAACCCCUACAAACGGGGCAGGUACACCCCGCCACAACCGCCCCAGCAGUCCCAGGUACCCACGAAACCGGGGGGCCCGGACGGCAAGCCGAAGCCAGGAACGGGGGGCAAGGGAACACGUCCGAAGAGGGGGAAGUACCGGAACUACGACCGGGACAGCCUCGUCGAGGCGGUGAGGGCCGUCCAACGAGGCGAGAUGAGCGUACACCGGGCGGGAAGCUAUUACGGUGUGCCGCACUCUACCCUCGAGUACAAGGUCAAGGAGCGCCAUCUGAUGCGACCACGUAAACGGGACCAGAAACCGCAGGACGAAAAGGCUAAGGAGGCGGCCGUAGCGGCGGCCGCCAUGCGGCAGGUCGGUGCUCAGGACAAGAAAUCGCAGCCGGCGAAACCCCUGAAGACUUUCACUCCACCCGGUCCGAUACCAGGGCCCAACGGAUUGAAAAUGCCGCCGUUCAUGGAGGGCAUGCCCCACCUGCCGUUCGCCCACCCGUUCAACUUUUGGGGCCCCGCGCCGUUCAUUGCGCCCCCCUUUAUAUCCGGGGCCAAUGUCUCCGCCAUGAUACCCGAGCAGUAUUUCGCCACCCAGAGAAUGCGGGGGCUCCAGGAACAGCAGAGAAACGUUAUCGCGCAUCACCAGCAGCAGCAACAGCAGCAGCAGAGGGAGAGGGAGGGCCUUGGGGGCCCGCCAGAAGCGGCUGGGGCCUCGAAUUCCCGGGCGGUUGGCCCGGCCUUGGGUAAGAGCACGCGGGAGAUGGCCGAGAGUCUUUACGACGGAACGGGGACGAACGGUAGCUUCCUCGACAACCUGAUCAGGUCCAGCCUCGAAACGGGAAUGCCCCGGGAUCAGCGGGCCCUCGCCGAGGCCCGGAACCAACAACAGCAACAGCAACAACAACAGGCCCCCCACCACGGCCCCGAGACAAUGAGCAACAAGGCGCUGAUCGACCAGCUCUGCAGGAACUCGAGGCGCACACCGCUCACGAGGAUCCCGCAGGAGGGGGAGGAAGAGGCGGCCUACCGGGGAUUGGGACGCACGCUUCCCGAAAGGCCCGAGCGCGUCCCGACCGUCGAUUUGAGUCCCUCGCCGUCGGAACGGGGCCGCACGGAUGACGGAAGUGACCGACUGACGUCACCGCCGACACCAUCGUCCGUUUCGCGGGCCGGAAGUUGCAGAGACGAGGAGACCAGGGACUCGCGAAACGACGGUAGCAGCAGGGAGAGGGAGGGGUACAACGGGCAGGACGAUAGCAGGUCGGAGAGGGGCGAUGGGGAGAGGGAGAGGGACAGAUCGAAGACAAUGACGCUGCAGCAGCAACUUAACCACUACCCGGACUUACACAAGAUGUACGCCGCGUCAACUGACAAAAGUGCCUGUGAUAGUAAACUUAUAGUAGAUCAGUCGAGCCAGAAACCAUCUCAGCAACAGCAGCAACAACAGCAGCAGCAAAACAGCGAGUACAGCAGGUCCGCGGUUAUGGGUGGCCUUGUAGCACAGCUUCAACGAGGCUACAACCCGACGACGAGGCCCUCUGUCGAGUCGCAGCCGCAACAGCAGCAACAGCAGCAACAGCAGCAACAACAGCAGAGCAAUCACGUCGCGGUAGAGCGCGCCACUGUCCUCAAAAUGGAAGACUCGGUAGAGCAGUAGACAAAGUCAGUACAGUAAUUAUCAUACUCGAUUAUAGUAAUGUUUUAUGUACAGUGAUGAUGCUAAGUCGUUUAAGCGUUAAACGACGUCAACGCCCUCGCGGUCAUAUCGAGGGAAACCUGAACCACGGUUGAAAACUGUAAACAGAGAGGGGGGUGAGUAGCGAUAGGUUACGAAGAUCGGCAACGUCUUUCGGACUUUGUUGAUCUGUGUAAAAAAAAAAAAAAAAAAAGACAAGCCGCGGAG
This is a messenger RNA of Neodiprion fabricii, 6743 nucleotides long. It is a transcript of the gene Eip93F, whose product is annotated as mushroom body large-type Kenyon cell-specific protein 1-like. The coding region runs from base 2427 to 6497 and encodes 1356 amino acids. The transcript has 9 exons. Lineage: Eukaryota; Metazoa; Arthropoda; Insecta; Hymenoptera; Diprionidae. Gene Ontology annotation, molecular function: DNA binding. The record is from RefSeq and is a predicted model, not a curated record. Gene Ontology annotation, cellular component: nucleus. Gene Ontology annotation, biological process: regulation of transcription by RNA polymerase II.